GCCGUUUCCAUUGAUUCAUUCAUUCAUUCAUAGUGUUCAUUUAUUGACACCCAAUGAGAACGAAUCAACUUAAGCAGGGUGUCUCUACAACACAGACGGAGGUGUGAAGCCGCCCCGAUGAAUUGAGUCAGUCAUCCGUACAGCUAGCUAUAGCUACCUGUCCUCGAUAAGGUAGUCACCACCCCCCUCCUCCUCUCUCUAGACAUGGCUAACAUGGUGUCUGGUGCGUGGUGUGGCCGUGGACAGACUCAUCCGCCGCCCUCGUUGGACGGCGCCGUAGCCAUGAACGCCCCCACAGCCUGACCGACGCCUUUCUCCGUGGCUACUGCCUCCCUACCGCGCCCAGCACCACCAGGUGCUGCAUCAGACUCUUGCCUGCAGAUCCACCAGCACUAGCAGCAGCAGGUGGUGCCUGGCCCUGCGCCUGGGAAUCGGAACUCGCUGACUGCUGCGGGGGGAGAGGGGGAGGGGCCAUCGUGGCGUGGAGGUCCUCUUCGGCACCUGACAACACAACCACAACAUACACACAUGCCGCCCGGCCCAGGUGGCUGCCUGCAUCUUCAAGUGGCUGUCGGCUUGUCCUGGUCCUGACCUGGUGGUGGCGGCGUGAUGCCCGGUCCGUCGACCAGCCCCAUCGACGCCUGAUAGGGCCGCACAGCACCAGCUGCUGGGUGGGCCCCCACACCCACACCCACACCCACUCCCGCCCCUAUCGGCAUUCCCAUGGCGUGCCCAUGGAUGUGCCUGUGCGCGAUAUGGUCGCCAGCACGACCCACGGCCCCGCCCCUGUCGCGGCCGCCCUCAUCCACGAGGAUGUGCUCGCAGUUCUGGAGGAGAGGCACCCCGGCAAUGCUCGCCAACUUAUUGCGGUCAAAGAUGACCUUGCUGAGGGCGUCGGUGAAGGUGGUGUUCUGGUUGACAAACACCGCCUGCGGCCCUGCUGCACCGGUGCUGCCAAACCUACACGACACGCCCAUCCACACACACACACAGACACACACCUACACUGCCUGGCUGACCGGCCUGUCGCCUUUCUGCUGCUCUUCACACACACACACCCACCCACCGUGUCCUGAAGCCGACCAGCGGUCGUUUGACGACCUCUAUGCCGAGAGGGCACUGGGGCGGGAGGCACUGCGAGAGCUUUUCGAGCACUCGCUCCGCCCGGGCGAUCUCGGGAGCGAGGGCGGUGGACGGGGCCGACUCGUCGACGACCGACUCCCAGCCGGGCAGGAGGUGGAACUGAUCGGCCUCGCCCUUCGGGCCCCAGAUGUCACGCACAAACUGAUCCGUCCAUCGACCAAACCAAACCGCAUACAUCGACCGACAUUCACUUUGGUCUGCGCAGUGGUUUUUUGCGGGGAGAGGGGGGCAUGUGGGUGUGUGUGGGUGUGCCUGACACACCUGCUCGCGGUCUUCGCAUGCCUGCUUGAAGGCGUUUUUGACCGACUUGAACUGCACAAAGUUGCGGAUGCGCCCCCAGACGGCCCCCACGCCUGCGUGGUUGAACUGGACGCGCACGCCCUUGUCCUGCACGAUCUGCACGCCCAGGGGGGCCGGCCUGCCGUUGGCCUUCUUGGGGCAGUACUCCUUCAAACACUCGAUGAGCUACACAUACACACAACACACACACACACACAGAAAAAUCUAUGUUGUUUUGUUCUGUUCUGUGUGUGGCUGGGUGUGUGUGCGGGCGGUCUCUCUCUCUAUCUCGCUCGCUCACGUGUUUGCCCUCCUCUCUGGGCGUCAUGGUGCUGGGAGGGUUCAGUGCCUGGUGUGCCGCAGCAGCCGCCGCCGCACAGAUGGCCGCCGGGUCCAGCCCCAACUCCUUCAUGACCACGGCACUCUUGCCACGACCCCUCCCACCACCAGAACCGCCACCACUAGCAGCAGCGCUUUUCUCCUUGGCCGCCCGGCCCCGGCCCCGGCCCCGGCCCCUCCCCCUCCCCCGUCGGCCGCUCCCCUCAUCCCUUGCCGCCGACGCAGCCAAGCGCUGCCCGGGCGUGUACUCGUCUUCAUCCUCUAUAUCUCUGGCCGACCGUCGUCCGCGGCCGCCACCGGUCCUCUGUCGCUUGCUGCUGCUGCCGUUGACCACCGACUCACGCUUAUGGCCGGCAUGGUUAGGGGGAGGGACCUGGUCGCCAGAAAACAAUGGAGAAAGAAACGGGGCUAUGCGUGUGUCUGUGUCUGUGUCUGCGAAUGUGGGAUGGUAGGUAACCUGUGCAGCGGCGCUCUGGAACAGCUGUAGCAGGCGGAGAGUCUCGGCGUGGUCGAACUUGGCCAGACUGGCGUCCAUCGCCUCCACAAACCCAUCACCCACCUGACACACACACACCACACACACACCACACACACACACACACCACCACAUCGAUGCCACCAUACCCCGCACGCACACGCAUCGCAGGCUAUAUCACUGCGGUGUUCUCGUGUCGCCUUCUGAGUGCAGCGGCCGUACCUGAAAGCCCUGUGCGAUUUUCUCGUAGAGCGGCGUAUCCGUUAGAGUGGGGCACGACUCCUUGCGCAACCAACUGAUUCAAUUCACGCAUAAGCAGCACACGGCUCUCUAUAGGAUAUGUUGUGCCCUUCUCUUGCGACCCUGCCAAGCUUUUAAGCUUACUGCUGGAAUGCGGUCUCGCCGAGCCACAUGGCGCCGAGUUCGGCCAGGGCAGCAUCGACGGCGCUCAUGCUGCCCUACUGACGUCAAAUCAAGCUAGCUGCAGAGAUCCUGUCAGUUCCUCUCGUUGUGCACAAGGACUACAAACCGAGGCAGCUGGUAGAGGUGCCUCCUCGGGUACGCUCAGGCAUUAAGUCGCUGUUGCAGAACUUCAAGGCGGUUUUCAGCGCUCGUGAUGUGAUGUCG
Vitrella brassicaformis is the source of this 2863-nucleotide messenger RNA. The record is from the annotation of a GenBank genome assembly. Lineage: Eukaryota; Vitrellaceae.